AAACCCCAUUAUUCUUUGCUAACCCAAAAAGGCGCAGCCUUAUUUGCUUGCCUCUCCUUCUUCUGCCAUCCUCCCAAUGCCCAAGACAGCCAUGGCUCACCCCACGCCGUCUAGCUCUCUCGGUACCCUCUCCCUUCUCCUGCUCUUCGCGUCUUCCCAAGCUGCCCAAGGUGCGUCGCCGUCGCAUCCGUCGGUGGCGGGGCACGUGCCGGUGCGCGCCGUGCUGUACCGCUACCGCUCCGUCGAGCGGGCCACGACGACCGCUGCCGCCGGUGACGAGGCGCCUGGCGUCGGCGGAGGAAGGUACGAGCCGUUCCAGCUGUGCAUAGGGUGCCGGUGCUGCCUAGCCGCGGCUGCAUGGCCGGAGAACAACGGGAGCAGCUCAUGCGUGGACACGCGGUGCUGCUACGCCAUCGACUGCAACGUCCCCGGCAAGCCUUUCGGCGUCUGCGCCUUCUCCCCUCGCACCUGCGGCUGCGGAGGCGACGACGCUGGAGCCGGCGGCGGCGACAACUGCACCAGCAACCAUUGACACCGGUCCUCCUCGUCACUGGCCGGUCGGCUGAGCCUUUAGAGUUGCCGAUCGACCUCAUGAUCAUCCUCAUGCUUGUCAUUGCCGCUAGCUACUAAAUCACUUUACUUUUUGUUUAGAUGUACAUGUACUUCAAGCCACUUUACUUAACUUUGGAGAAAAGGUUAUAUAUGUCUAAGAAAUGGCACCAUAUCAUUUUUGACGAAAAUGGCACUAUAUAGCUCAGCUCAUGAUUUGUUUUUCACCUGCUUCUUGUUGAUAAAAGAUGUGCAAUUAUUUGA
This is a messenger RNA of Lolium perenne, 813 nucleotides long. RefSeq lists its product as uncharacterized. The record is from RefSeq and is a predicted model, not a curated record. NCBI's taxonomy places the organism in Eukaryota, Viridiplantae, Streptophyta, Magnoliopsida, Poales, Poaceae.